Molecule: messenger RNA, 1353 nt
Organism: Rangifer tarandus platyrhynchus (Svalbard reindeer)
Lineage: Eukaryota; Metazoa; Chordata; Mammalia; Artiodactyla; Cervidae
Source: the annotation of a GenBank genome assembly
AUGGCGACCCAGGCGAAACGCCGGCGGGUGGCCGGGCCUGCGGGCAGCGACGACGACCCGGCCCCGGUGGCCAGCUUCCUGAGCUGGUGCCAGCGGGUGGGACUGGAGCUGAGUCCCAAGGUGGCGGUGAGCCGGCAGGGCACGGUGGCCGGCUACGGCAUGGUGGCCCGGGAGAGCGUGCAGCCCGGGGAACUGCUGUUCGCGGUGCCGCGGGCCGCGCUCCUGUCGCAGCACACCUGCUCCAUCAGCGGCGUGCUGGAACGAGAGCGAGGCGCGCUGCAGAGCCAGUCGGGCUGGGUGCCGCUGCUGCUGGCGCUGCUCCACGAGAUGCAGGCCCCGGCCUCGCCCUGGAGCCCCUACUUUGCGCUCUGGCCCGAGCUGGGCCGCUUGGAGCACCCCAUGUUCUGGCCAGAGGAGGAGCGCCGGCGAUUGCUGCAGGGCACAGGCGUACCCGAGGCCGUGGAGAAGGAUUUGGCCAACAUCCGCAGCGAGUAUUAUUCCAUUGUGCUGCCCUUCAUGGACGCCCACCCCGAUCUUUUCAGCCCCAGGGUCCGAUCUCUGGAACUCUACCGCCAGCUCGUGGCUCUUGUGAUGGCCUACAGCUUUCAGGAACCACUGGAGGAAGAGGAGGAUGAAAAGGAGCCAAACUCCCCUUUGAUGGUGCCUGCUGCAGACAUACUAAACCAUUUAGCCAAUCACAAUGCCAAUCUAGAAUACUCUCCAACUUGUCUUCGGAUGGUGGCCAUUCAGCCCAUUCCUAAAGGCCAUGAGAUCUUCAACACUUAUGGGCAAAUGGCUAACUGGCAGCUGAUUCAUAUGUAUGGUUUUGCUGAACCGUAUCCCAACAACAUGAAUGACACAGCUGACAUUCAGAUGGUGACUGUUCGUGAAGCUGCGUUACAGGGAACAAAAGUUGAAGCUGAAAGGCUCCUACUGUAUGAACGCUGGGAUUUCUUAUGCAAAUUGGAGAUGGUAGGGGAAGAGGGAGCCUUUGUGAUUGGGCGUGAAGAGGUACUGACUGAAGAGGAACUGGCCGCUACACUCAAGGUACUGUGCAUGCCUGCUGAGGAGUUCAGAGAAUUUAAAGACCAGAAUGGAUGGGAAGAUGAUAAAAGUGAAGAUGACAGCCUGACAAUCACAGAUAUCCCCAAACUCAAAGCAUCAUGGAGACAGCUUCUUCGGGACAGUGUUUUGUUGACCCUGCAAACCUAUGCCACAGACUUAAAAACUGAGCAAGAGUUACUCAGCAACAAGGAGGUCUAUGCGGCACUUAGCUGGAGGGAACAGCAAGCCUUACAGGUGCGUUACGGUCAGAAGAUGAUUCUACACCGGCUGUUGGAGCUGACAUGUUAG